Miniopterus natalensis is the source of this 2480-nucleotide messenger RNA. Lineage: Eukaryota; Metazoa; Chordata; Mammalia; Chiroptera; Miniopteridae. The record is from RefSeq and is a predicted model, not a curated record.
AUGGCGGCCUCCUGGAGGCUAGGCAGUGAUGUGCGGAUGCUGCGCUGUCUCCUAGGCUUCGGCGGCCGGCGAGGCCUGGGGCUUGUUAAGGGGGCUGCUGGGUGGUCCGCGGGCGGCGGAGCCAGUUGGAGAUGGCUUCACAGCACGCAGUGGCUGCAGGCUGAUCCUAUUAAGAUACUAAUGCCAUCCCUGUCUCCGACGAUGGAAGAAGGGAACAUUGUGAAGUGGCUGAAAAAGGAAGGUGAAGCUGUGAGUGCUGGAGACGCCUUAUGUGAAAUAGAGACUGACAAAGCCGUGGUUACCUUAGAUGCAAGUGAUGAUGGCAUCUUGGCCAAAAUCGUGGUUGAAGAAGGAUCUAAAAAUAUACGGCUAGGUUCACUAAUCGGUUUGCUAGUUGAAGAAGGAGAAGAUUGGAAACAUGUUGAAAUUCCCAAGGACAUAGGCCCUCCGGCGGCCGCUUCAAAACCAUCAGUGCCUCGCCCCUCCCCAGAACCAGGGACUUCUGUGCCUGUCAAAAAGGAACACACACCUGGGAAACUGCAGUUGCGUCUAAGUCCAGCUGCCCGUAAUAUUCUGGAAAAACACUCCCUGGAUGCUAGCCAGGGCACAGCCACUGGCCCUCGGGGAAUCUUCACCAAAGAGGAUGCUCUCAAGCUUGUCCAGUUGAGACAGAUGGGCAAGAUCUCGGAAUCCAGACCGACCCCAGCGCCUCCAGUAACUCCCACUGCGCCUUUGCCCACACCGGCCCCAGCCAGGCCAUCUUACCCCCGGCCCAUGAUCCCACCGCUGUCAACUCCCGGGAAACCUAAUGUAGCGGGUACAUUCACUGAAAUCCCAGCUAGCAAUAUUCGAAGAGUUAUUGCCAAGAGGUUAACUGAAUCUAAAAGUACUGUACCUCAUGCAUAUGCUACUGCUGAUUGUGACGUUGGAGCUGUUUUAAAAGUUAGACAAAAUCUGUUCAAAGAUGACAUUAAAGUGUCAGUAAACGAUUUUAUCAUCAAGGCAGCAGCUGUUACCCUUAAACAAAUGCCGAGUGUUAAUGUGAGCUGGGAUGGAGAGGGUCCAAAGCAACUGCCCUUUAUUGACAUUUCAGUGGCUGUGGCAACAGAUAGAGGUUUAAUUACACCGAUCAUAAAAGAUGCGGCUGCAAAGGGCAUACAGGAAAUUGCUGACUCGGUGAAGGCUCUAUCAAAGAAAGCAAGAGAUGGAAAACUGUUACCUGAAGAAUACCAAGGAGGAUCUUUCAGAUACACAGACCUUUGCAGGAUAUAUAUUAUUUCAAACAACUUUUCCCACUCUGUGCCUUGCCUUUGGAACUUUCUUGAUGGUGUUUCUUAAUGAACAGAAUUUCUGAAUUUCAGGGAAGUCCUGUUUAUCUUCGUAGUUGGUCCUUGUUUUCUGUUAGGAAUUAUUGCCUAAAGAUUCAUGAAGUUAUUCUACGUUGUCUUCUAGAAGCUUUAUAAUUUUUCACAUGUAGAUCAUAAUCCAUCUGAAAUUGGAUUUUGUUUAUUGUAUGUAGAUAAAGGUCAAAAUUCUCUUUUUUCCCUCAUAUGGAUAUUAUGUCGACACAGUGUCAUAUGUUGAAAAGGUGACUGCUUCUCCAUGGCAUCGAGAAGGUGACCAUGCAUGUGUGCAGUCUGUUUCUGUGUUCUUUCCUCUUUUCAAUUAGCCUGUUUGCCUCCCCAUUGCUCAGUACCACCAAGCUAAGGGCUUGAUAUCAGUAGUGAAAGUCUGCCAGUUUCGGUCACCCUUUAGAUCGCCUUUCUUGGCUCUGUGUAUUUCGAAAUAAGCUUUAGAAUCAACUUGUUGUUUGUCCUACACACACCACACCUUGCUGGGGUUUUUAUUGGGAUUGUAUUGACCCUUGAUCAGCUUGAGUAUUUACAGCACUGAGUCUUCCAGUCGGUGAGUGUGGCAUAGACCAUCGUUCAUUCAGUGCUUUGACUUUUUCAGUUCUGCUUUGUAAUUUUUUGUACAGAGGUCUUAUAAAUGUUUCAUUAGAUUUAUUCCUUCAUAUUUUUGAUAUUAUUGUAAAUGGCAUUAUUCUUAAAUUUUAUUUUCUAAUUACAGCAACCUGUCUAUAGAUGUAAAAUGGCUUUUUAUAUUGAUGCUUAUCCAGUGGCUCAGCUGAUUCCCUUACUGACCUGACGAGGUCACCUGUGGAGCCCCCGCGCUCCAGUGUGCAGUGUGUCUGGGAAACGGCGGCUCUGUUCGUUUUGGUCCUUGCAUCUUUUCUUUUUCUUGCCAUAUGCCACUGCCUGCAGCUCCAGUUCAAAGCCAAAUAGGCGUUUAUAUCAGAUAUAGUACUUGUAUGUGUGUUGACAUUCAACACACAAUUUUUGAUAGUAUUGUAAGUAACAUAGUCUUUUAUCUUGGGCCUUUGACUUGGAUAAGUUCUAUAGCACAGUAUUUUAGUAAAAUAAAAAUAUAUGCUUGGGGAAAGUCUUUGAUUGACGACCUGCCACCUUCAGAGCUCUCUG